GUUAAUCAUUGAACGCUUUGAUAACGUUUAGACUGUUUUAGACUUUUGAAAGCCAUUUGUGUUUACAUAACAUAACUUAUAUUAUCGUCAUUUGCAUCAAUUGAUCCAAUUGUCUGAUCAAACAAGACUUUUGUGCAAUUGAAUGCUUUAAUUAGGAUUUUGGUCGUCAGUUGAUGGCAUCAAUAGAUUCAGUGAAACGAGCGCUUAAUUCAACUACAAGAAUGUCUUUGAGUGAACGGUUCCAACGUCUGCGACAAAAUGUAGGAAAUAAUAAUAAAGUCAUUCAAAACACUGUCUCUAAUAGACAGGCUCUGAGACAGGGAUCACAAAAGAAUAGACGAUUAGCCUUACAGAUGGCUAAUAGACCCUCGGUUUUGGCGGCACUCAGAACUUCCAAUACACCCAAACCACAGAAGACACGAUCGGUUAAACAAAGACUUGGAAUUAAACGAAAUAACAAUCAAUUGAUUAAUGCAAAUGUCAACAGAAAUGCAAACCAAACAUAUCGUAAACAAAACCAAAGGAAACCAAUAAAUAAGCGUAACUUUAAUGUCAACCGAAAUGCCGUUCAAAAUCAAAACUUUGUCCGAACGCCAAUCCGACGAAACAAUUUUGUAAACACUGGAGUCAGACCUAAAGUUCUUAAUAAAGGAUUCCGUAGAGGACAGACCACACUUAAGAAUUCACCGAAUGUGGCAAAGGUUGGACUUAGAGGUAAACGAAAAGUCGGACAACAAAUACGUGGAAAUCAAGUGAAGACGGCAUCCAAUAAGAAAUUCCGUUUAAACCGAAACUUUAAUGCGAGAAAUAAUAAUAAUAAUAACAGAGGAAAGACUGGCAGAGGAGGUGCACCUAAUAGGGAACAAUUAGAUAAUGAUUUGGACGCAUAUAUGGCCAAAACAAAGAGUCAUUUGGACUCAGAAUUGGAUGUAUAUAUGUCUCAAACUAAUUGAUAUUUAACUUAAAUUAUCAUUUAAAACGAUUAAAUCCAUUAUUUAGAGGAUUUAAAUUCAGUUAUUUACUUAUUUAUUAGUAAUUUCUAAUAUUUUUUGUGUUCUAAUAUUAAAACAUUUAUUGCUAUUAUUUAGACAUUUUUGUAUAUAAUAUUUAAAUUAUUAAAAUUAACUACAUUUUGUUU
Molecule: messenger RNA, 1138 nt
Organism: Oppia nitens
Lineage: Eukaryota; Metazoa; Arthropoda; Arachnida; Sarcoptiformes; Oppiidae
Product: chromatin target of PRMT1 protein-like
Exons: 3
Coding region: 174-953 (259 amino acids)
Source: RefSeq, a predicted model, not a curated record